AUGUCUUUUGAUCCUCAUAAUGUCGACCUGGACACAGCCGACGCAACUGAUAUUGUUUGCUACAUAAAUGCGGGGAGUAAUGAAUACAAUGGCCAACUAGGCGCGCGCGUCUCCGCCAUCUUCGUGAUCAUGAUCGUCUCUUCCGCAGCAACCUUCUUCCCCGUGCUAGCCCAACGCGUACCACGUCUGCGAAUCCCAAUCUACGUCUACCUCUUCGCCAAGUACUUCGGUGCCGGUGUGAUUAUCGCAACAGCCUUCAUCCACCUUCUCGAUCCCGCAUACGGCGAAAUCGGCCCCAACACGUGUGUCGGAAUGACAGGUCACUGGGCAGAUUACUCAUGGUGUCCGGCAAUUGUAUUGACCUCACUGAUGGGAGUUUUCCUCAUGGACUUCGGUGCCGAGCGCUGGGUCGAAAUCAAGUACGGUGUCUGUCGGGAAGACCCAGAGCCCAUGAUGUCGACUGGAGGUGAAGCGCGCCGUGUUGACUCGCACGCUUCGGCUCGCCGCGCAGAUGACAAGCAAGUCAAGCAAGUCGGGGAGGUUGAGUCGCAGACUAGCGAGCUGGCGAUCGAACGCUCGGUUAAGCAGCAGCUUGCGGCGCUGCUGAUUUUGGAGUUCGGUGUUAUCUUCCACUCCGUCAUUAUUGGCCUCAACCUUGGUGUCGCCGGUGAUGAGUUUGCUACCCUCUACCCUGUUCUUGUCUUCCACCAGUCCUUCGAGGGACUUGGUAUUGGAGCCCGCAUGUCCAGUAUCCCAUUCAAGAAGGGGAGCUGGCUUCCUUGGUUCUUGUGUUCCGCUUACGGCCUCACGACCCCGAUUUCCAUUGCUAUUGGUCUUGGUCUGCGCACGACUUACAACCCUGGAUCCUUUACUGCCAAUGUUGUCUCCGGUGUGCUGGACUCCAUCUCCGCUGGAAUCUUAGUGUACACUGGCCUCGUUGAGUUGCUUGCUCGUGAUUUCCUGUUUGAUCCUCACCGCACCCAGGACAACAGGCGCUUGGCCUUUAUGGUGGUGACUAUGCUUCUUGGUGCUGGUAUCAUGGCUCUGCUUGGAAAGUGGGCUUAA
This is a messenger RNA of Penicillium hordei, 1065 nucleotides long. It is a transcript of the gene zrfA, whose product is annotated as high-affinity Zn(2+) transporter ZRT1. The transcript has a single exon. Gene Ontology annotation, cellular component: plasma membrane. Gene Ontology annotation, biological process: zinc ion import across plasma membrane. Gene Ontology annotation, molecular function: high-affinity zinc transmembrane transporter activity. Lineage: Eukaryota; Fungi; Ascomycota; Eurotiomycetes; Eurotiales; Aspergillaceae. Bases 1 to 1065 code for a protein of 354 amino acids. The record is from RefSeq and is a predicted model, not a curated record.